Messenger RNA from Eimeria tenella, 336 nucleotides. RefSeq lists its product as uncharacterized. The record is from RefSeq and is a predicted model, not a curated record. The annotation marks the transcript as partial. NCBI's taxonomy places the organism in Eukaryota, Apicomplexa, Conoidasida, Eucoccidiorida, Eimeriidae. The transcript has a single exon.
AUGUCUUUGCAUCAAGUGGAGCAGCAGCAGCCGCCGCGGCAGCAGCUGCAGCAGCAACUGCAGCAGCAGUUACAGCAGCAGCUGCAGCAGCAGCAGCUGCAGCAGCAGCAGCUGCAGCAGCAGCAGCUGCUGCUGUCCCCACAGAGCGGCUUCGCCUCUCCUACUACUCCGUCCCAGAAGCCCUCAAGCGACUGCAGCGAGGAGGACGAGUGUCUCCCGUCUGCUGCUGCUGCUGCUGCUGCGGUCUUCGCUGCUGCAGCAGCCUGCCUCACCUGCAACUGCCCACCCGAGGGCAGCAGCAGCAGCAGCAGCAGCAAGUGCUGCUGCAGCUGUCAC